CAUCUUACAGUCUGACAGUAUCAUUUUUGGAGUAGUUUAUUUGAGCAGGCCUGAGAGCCAUCGCUAAUCCUCUCCCUUUGCCUGGCUCUCUGUCUUCCCAGAGCUGCCCAGGCCUGAAGCUGGAGAACCCUCGGUCACUUGGGCUCUCUCUCUCUCUCUCUCCCCUCAGCCUUCGCCGCUGCCGGCCUCCCUGCUUUUGCCUCUGCUCCUGCCGGCAGGGCAGGUACCGACAGCAUCGCUCUCCACGGCCCUUCUGCGGUGUUUUUGUUUUCUCUUCGCCCCCCAAAAAUAUUUGAACCAAAAAGCCUCUCUUUUUUUUCCUCCACCCACAGCAAACUGAAAGGGCUAGUGAACCGUGAUUCAACAGAGCGAGGGCGCCUCUUUCUUUCUUAGCAUUAAUUAACUCAAGUUCGUUAGGACGUUGGGUCUGUCGCCCACAGUUUUCUCUUGUGUGUGCUGAAUCGGGUCAUAGAGGGAGACUUCCCGUGCAAACAGUUUGUGUUGGAGCUGGAGGACGCAGAGGGGGAGAGAGGGGGAGAAAGAAAGGGAGCCGAGGAGCGCGGGCCGAGGGUGGGCACGUCCGAGCUCCUCCAGGCCCUGGUGCCAGUCUCCAGCAGGGGCCAGGCACCAGGGCAACAAGGAUUCUCGGGUUUCCUUGGCACUGAUCCUGAUCAUAAAAUAAACUGGGGGAGCCAUACACUUUGAGGGAGAUUGAAAAAAUGCCCUUCUGACUCCUAAAAUUGUACACUCGGAAAGCCAGGAAAGCCGCUUGCCCGGACAGGGUUGGCCCAGCCUCCUCCUCCAGAACCCUUGAGCGGUGAAAAUCCCGGAGCUCCCGGCUCUGCCUGUUGCUGCAGCAACUUGAAGAAAGAGGCUCCCUCAGGGCUGAGGGUGCGUGCAGCCUGGCUGGGCACAGGGGGCUCAGAGAAGCCCUGCCUCUCCCGGCCUCUCUCCGGUGGCCGGGAAAGCAGAACCCACAAACUAAGUGGAGUAGGGGGAGGAUUGGGACGGAGCCCAGUGGAGCUGGGAGGGCCACCACCUUUGAGGUCCCGUGAUCCUUGAGCUUUGGUGGAGACCCCUGAAGAAGGGGAGCCACUGCCACAGCCGCAGGGCCUAGCACAUUUCCUGCCUCUUGCCCGGUGCCCUGGCCUGGCCUUCUGUCUGACCCUCGGAUAAGUGUGCUCAGCACAGCCCUCAUUUCACUGCUGGACUUUCUUUCUCUUGCCUUUUGUCAGUCUUUCAGUUCUCCUUUAGAGAAAGUUGGGAAGCUGGCCUGUGGGGUUCCUCUGGGCCGCUGUGGAGUGACACUUUCCAGGUCAGCUAGGGUGUGUGAACCCUCACAAAGGCCUUGGCUGUCAUGUGUCCUGCAGGCUCUGCAGAGGGUCCCAUCUUCAAGCAGCCCAUUGGCUAGCAAGAGGGCUUUGGCCUUCCUGGCUUUUACUUGUAUUUGGUGACACAAGGAAGUUUCUAGCUAAAUAAUGAAUUAAAGACUAGGGUUUUGUUUCCCAUUCCCCACAGAGGAUGAGAUGAAAGUAAACAAUUUCCAGUCGCACUAGAGAGAAUAGCUCGUCUCCCCCAACACCUCCAUCCCCACCCUCACUUGUUCUGUGCCAAGAGGGUGAGGGGAGAUGUGCCUGGAGCUGGGGAGGUUCGGAGCCAGAACAAGGCUGCCUGUUGGCCUGGUCCCAGGCCACGGCUCCUGGUUUGUAGAAAGGAGGAAAAAAGCAGGGAAGGGGGAGGCAGUUUACAGGAGAGAAGUGUGAGACCUGGUUCUGAGACAGUCCCCAAGCUAGACCCAGCACAGGGGUGUGGGGCAAAUUCAUCGAGCCAGCCCAGCCUGAGGAAGCUCUCCAAAGAAGCCGCAUGGUUGCCUUCCUGAGCAGAGGCAAACAGGCCCAAGUCAGCCAAAAACCCGCUUUGUCCAAAUCAGCCAAGCCGCCUUGCGAAGUGCAUUUUCCGGUUUCCAUUCCUGGUGUUUCCAGACUGCUCGAUGGUUUUGCUCUGGCUACAGAUCCCCUUCCCACUGGCCCCCCGGAGAGGGGAGGCCCCACCCACCUCUAGGAUCAGUGGCUGCCUGCUGAGUCCCUUCUCUUUCCUGAUGCCAAGUCCCUUUCUCUGCCCCAGUCUGGCCACUGCCUUCUUGUGGCCUUCCACGGAGCAGCGAUCCUAGGGCUGUGAAGCUGGCCGGUUGGUUGCGGUUCAGACCAAGGCUGAAUUCUAAAAUGCCAGGAAUUAGGCUAACUCCAUUUGGGGCCUUUUUAACUUCCUGCCUCUUUUCCCACCUAAUCUGCAGGUACGCCAGUAGUAGAAUGAAUCCUGGAAUAGCUGCUAAUUUCUAUGAUGAGUUCCACCCGUUCAUCGAGGCGCUGCUGCCUCACGUCCGCGCCUUCUCAUACACCUGGUUCAACCUGCAAGCGCGGAAGCGCAAGUACUUCAAGAAGCACGAGAAGCGGAUGUCGAAGGACGAGGAGCGCGCGGUGAAGGACGAGCUGCUGGGCGAAAAGCCCGAGAUCAAGCAGAAGUGGGCAUCCCGGCUGCUGGCCAAGCUGCGCAAGGACAUCCGGCCUGAGUUCCGAGAGGACUUUGUGCUGACCAUCACGGGCAAAAAGCCCCCCUGCUGCGUGCUUUCCAACCCCGACCAGAAGGGCAAGAUCCGGCGGAUUGACUGCCUGCGCCAGGCCGACAAGGUGUGGCGGCUGGACCUGGUCAUGGUGAUUUUGUUUAAGGGGAUCCCCCUGGAAAGUACUGAUGGGGAGCGGCUCUACAAGUCGCCCCAGUGCUCGAACCCCGGCCUGUGCGUGCAGCCACAUCACAUUGGAGUCACAAUCAAAGAACUGGAUCUCUAUCUGGCUUACUUUGUCCACACUCCCGAAUCCGGACAAUCAGAUAGUUCAAACCAGCAAGGAGAUGCGGACAUCAAACCACUGCCCAACGGGCACUUAAGUUUCCAGGACUGUUUUGUGACUUCCGGGGUCUGGAACGUGACGGAGCUGGUGAGAGUAUCACAGACUCCUGUUGCGACAGCAUCAGGGCCCAACUUCUCACUGGCAGACCUGGAGAGUCCCAGCUACUACAAUAUAAACCAGGUGACCCUGGGGCGGCGGUCCAUCACCUCCCCUCCUUCCACCAGCACCACCAAGCGCCCCAAGUCCAUCGAUGACAGUGAGAUGGAGAGCCCUGUUGACGACGUAUUCUAUCCUGGGACAGGCCGCUCCCCUGCAGCCGGCAGCAGCCAGUCCAGUGGGUGGCCCAACGACGUGGAUGCAGGCCCGGCUUCUCUAAAGAAGUCAGGAAAGCUGGACUUCUGCAGUGCCCUCUCCUCUCAGGGCAGCUCCCCACGCAUGGCUUUCACCCACCACCCGCUGCCUGUGCUUGCUGGAGUCAGACCAGGGAGCCCCCGGGCCACAGCAUCUGCGCUGCACUUCCCCUCUACGUCCAUCAUCCAGCAGUCGAGCCCAUACUUCACGCACCCGACCAUCCGCUACCACCACCACCAUGGGCAGGACUCGCUGAAGGAGUUUGUGCAGUUUGUGUGCUCAGACGGCUCAGGCCAGGCCACCGGACAGCCCAACGGUAGCGGCCAGGGCAAAGUCCCGGGGUCAUUUUUGCUACCGCCGCCGCCUCCAGUGGCCAGACCUGUGCCCCUUCCUAUGCCUGAUUCCAAAUCCACCAGCACUGCCCCAGACGGCGCCGCCUUGACUCCUCCAUCACCUUCAUUCGCAACGACAGGCGCCUCCUCUGCCAACCGGUUUGUCAGCAUCGGACCCCGGGACGGCAACUUUCUGAACAUCCCACAGCAGUCUCAGUCCUGGUUCCUCUGAUAAGAUCGACAAAGAAACAAGAAAAUGAAAAAGAAGAGGUUCCUUAAAAGGGGGGAGAAGAAAUUUUGAGACAUGAAAAACUCCCCCAGCCCAGCCCAGCCCAGCCCAGCCCAGCCCCACCGGAAAGCAAAAAUUAGACGUCGUCAGCCACUCAGCCCUUCCCUCCUCCAAGCCGGGGACCCCUGCGGCCCCGGAGCAGCACAGUUCUCGGGGAGCCCUGGAAGGGGUCUCAGUGGAGCUGUGCACCAGCAGUCAAGCAGAAAGAAACAUGUAAAACGGACGGACUCUGUCAAGCAGAGGACAGACCGAAAGAAAAGAUGCGGCAAAAUGCCUUCCUCCCCACUCAGGGGGCCUUCCGGGAAGGAGCACGACCCCAGCCAGCAGUGACCAGCGCCAUGAGGGGGCCUGCCCCACCCACCCUUCCUGGAACCCUAUCCUCCGCUACCCGAGCUUCCUAGGGAGCCGGGAGGACCAGCUCGAUUACAUGCUGGGGAGCAAACAAACCCGCGAGCUCUCCCCUCAACACUUCGUCCUUCUCCCUUCCUCCCUCCUGGCCACCGCUCCGGCUUCUUCCCCCAGCUGCUCUGGACCAGGCGAGGGAGGCCCCCGGGUGGGCAGGGGGCGCCCCCUGGAUCUAAUUGCGGGAGCCUAGAAUGAUGGGCGUCCUGCCACCCCACCCUGAGCUGGACCGUUCUGUACAGUCCACAGGGGGAAAGUCGGAAUGCGCUCAACGGUCAGUCCCAGCCUGGGACAGGCCCGCUGCUGAGGCUCCGCCGGCACUGCCCGAGAGGGCUGCCCCAGAGAAGGGAGGGAGGGAGGGAGGGCCCCAGGUCACCCCGUACCCCAGCCCUGCAUGCAGGUGCCCUCGCUCCGUCCCAUUGGUCCCUGCCCCUGUCCCUCACGCACACAGCCCAGCUGGGGUCGGCCCGAGAGUGGAGCUGAGGGGACCCCGGAGCCGAGCGAGGAGACGAGGCAGCUGCCGCUGCUGCGGGCUAGGCCACCACCUGCGCUAGGUAGGCGUCCUUAUCGACUGGGGUCCUUUGGAGGGGGGUGGGUGUCGUCCUUUUCAAAGUGUUCUGAAGCUUCCUGCCCCCUUUCCCACCACGCCCCCGUGCCCACUUUUCUCUGGAUCUUUGCUGUAAUGUCUUUACUCUUUAUUUAGGGGGGCAGUCAUUGUUUGGGUCUUUUGCUGUCGCAAUGAGAAGUCCUCUUCCGUUUGAGCAACUUGGGAACAAUUUGGUACCACACCGCAGGAGGUAGCGCUCUCCCCAGCCCCCCCCCCUCCCCCAAGGGAUGGCGGGGACCUUCUAGAGGGUCUUCAGAACCCCCUGAAGCA
Castor canadensis (American beaver) is the source of this 5157-nucleotide messenger RNA. RefSeq names its product nuclear factor I X (gene Nfix). NCBI's taxonomy places the organism in Eukaryota, Metazoa, Chordata, Mammalia, Rodentia, Castoridae. Gene Ontology annotation, biological process: regulation of transcription by RNA polymerase II. Gene Ontology annotation, molecular function: DNA-binding transcription factor activity, RNA polymerase II-specific; RNA polymerase II cis-regulatory region sequence-specific DNA binding. The record is from RefSeq and is a predicted model, not a curated record. Gene Ontology annotation, cellular component: nucleus.